Messenger RNA from Pogonomyrmex barbatus (red harvester ant), 1451 nucleotides. RefSeq lists its product as uncharacterized. The record is from RefSeq and is a predicted model, not a curated record. Lineage: Eukaryota; Metazoa; Arthropoda; Insecta; Hymenoptera; Formicidae.
UAAAGAAUGCGCUUAACAUGGUUACCGAAGAGGACUGUUCUUGCGCUGAUACAGAACCAUCGAAUCUCACGUCCUUGCGUUCGGAUGACGCUACCUCGGCUAUAAAUUCCGAUGUAAAUGCGGUCUGCGUUGAAACGAUCGAGGAAGCAGUCGAAGAGCCCAAAGAAACAGACUGUAAAUGUCCUGAUGCAUCGCCAGUCGCAACUUACUGUGUAACAGCCGAUACUCCGUCCGCGGUCCCAGGAAGACCGGAUCGCCAGCUACAGCGGGAGAAACCAAGGAGUCAACCACCGACGACGCGAUUUAAACCAAGUUUCCCGUGCCCCUGCCACAGCCACAAAAUCAACGGCUACGUUCUGCCUGUGAAAAUCAAGGAAGAUAAACCGCAAUCGCGUCCGUUUUGGAGCCGCUUCACUCGGAAACGAUCGAGAAACGGUGUCGGUAAAGGGGACAAAAUGUACGAGAUAAAAUUGAAACAGGUUCAGUGUCCUCACUAUGCCAAAAUGCGUGUAAACGGGGCGCGUGAACAUCUCGACACGGUGCAGCCGCCGAAUGAAUUUCAAUCCUUUGUCUUCCAUCCGUCUUCCGAAGGACUGCCGGAAGGGAUACCGAAUAUAUGCCAAAAUGCCAAAUGUGAAGCUGACAAAUCGAAAUUGCCUAAAUAUCCGGCGAAAACAAAACCGAAGAGGAAAGAAGUAGCGGAGAAAAUAGAGAUCUACUAUUUCGAUCAUGGAAGCUCCGCAUAUUAUCGAACGACCGACUGCCAUCCUGUAUUAAUCACGGACAGAUGCGCUGAAAAAACCGACCAGGCAGCAACCCGAUUUUGGGCGGAAAUCUUCGGCACGAUUCACAUCGGUAUCGCCUUUGUCACAGCUUUUAUCCUGCAGCUUCUUCGCUUUGUGCUCUACAGUGUGAUUCGGACGCUGAUAGUGGGAUUAAUUCAAAUGUUAGCGGAUUACCUUCUGAAACCAAUGCUGUCCAUUCUGUUUAACGCUCUCAUACAGCCAAUACUAAUUCUUCUUUACAAUAUCGCCACGUCAUUGAGGGAUCUCUGCGAACCGAUAGCCGAGGCGUUUGGACUAUUUCUGAGGGAGAUCGCGAAUCUCUGUGCCGCAAUCAGAAUCGUGGAGGUGAAACACGUUCACACGCCGACCACCGUUUCUACUUGAGCUCGCAAAUUGGAGAUUCUCGAAAAUCCAGCAGUUUUAAUAACUGCUCAACUGAAGAUUUUCGAUCGAUUUCCGCGUGUUGGAAAUUGUGGACUCAUUUCUGAAAGGAAUCUGCAUACUCACGCAACGCACAUUUAAUUCGCCACCAACAUGCCUUAACACCAGGUAUAUAUUUGGUAUUAUUUUAACUUUACAAUAUUAUUAUUGUAUCAUUUUUUACAGAACAAAGUAUCUUAUAGCAACUAGCUUUGUCAAUAAUAAUCAAUACUCGUUCUUUGUCAC